Messenger RNA from Hibiscus syriacus, 1306 nucleotides. RefSeq names its product protein BASIC PENTACYSTEINE2-like. Gene Ontology annotation, biological process: response to ethylene. The transcript has 2 exons. NCBI's taxonomy places the organism in Eukaryota, Viridiplantae, Streptophyta, Magnoliopsida, Malvales, Malvaceae. Gene Ontology annotation, molecular function: sequence-specific DNA binding; DNA-binding transcription factor activity. Bases 217 to 1071 code for a protein of 284 amino acids. Gene Ontology annotation, cellular component: nucleus. The record is from RefSeq and is a predicted model, not a curated record.
AAAUGUGGCGAUGUAGGAAUUAGUUUGGAUCUGAAAGUUUCCAUUUUUCUGUUGCGUAUCUAUAGAUUUCGAUUCUGCUUCUUUGAAAUCUUAUAUCUUUUUCCUAUUUCUGCUAAAUAUAUUUUGUUCCCUAUGGAUUGAGAUUUUUGGUUUCCAUUUCUUGGAUCUGGGAAAAUGUAAAGGCUGCCAUUAUGAAAUUUAGCUCAUGGGAGCUUAAUGGACGACGAUGCGUUGAAUAUGCGUAAUUGGGGUUACUAUGAACCAUCUUUUAAAGGACAUCUUGGUCUUCAGCUCAUGACUAGCAUGGCUGAGCGGGACACGAAGCCCUUUAUUCCCGGUCAUGACCCCAAUCUCAUGGUUACUCCCAAUUCCGCCUUUAACCCGAGGGACUGCAUUGUUUCGGACGCACCUAUCCCCAUACACUACGUUCGGGAUACUUGGAUUAGCCAGAGAGAAAAGUAUUUCAGCAUGAUGCCGCCUUCCACUGCUCCUAGUUACGGCAUUCUUCCAGAAACUUUGGCAGCUCAUUCAUUGCCGAUUUUGCAGCUACCACCUCCUGAUACGUCAACAAGAGAUGAGAGGGUGGUUGGUAGAGUGGAAGAGCCACCGGCCAGUCAGGAAGACUUACAAUCGAAGAAAAGGCAGGGCGGGGGUGGCCCUAAGACACCAAAGGCCAAAAAGCCUAGGAAGCCCAAGGAUGACACCAAUUCUACUGUUCAACGUGUGAAGCCGCCUAAGAAGAGUAUGGAUAUUAAGAUAAACGGGUACGACAUGGAUAUUUCUGGCAUUCCAAUUCCUGUUUGUUCAUGCACUGGAACCACCCAGCAAUGUUACCGAUGGGGUUGUGGUGGUUGGCAAUCUGCCUGUUGCACCACAAAUGUAUCCAUGUAUCCUUUACCAAUGAGCACCAAAAGGCGGGGCGCAAGGAUAGCUGGCCGGAAAAUGAGUCAGGGGGCAUUCAAGAAGGUCCUCGAGAAACUUGCUGGCGAAAACUAUAACUUCAGUAACCCUAUCGAUUUGAGGACUCAUUGGGCAAGACAUGGUACCAACAAGUUUGUCACUAUCCGGUAGAUUCAGAUUGGUGGUAGUGAUACUGGGGCUCCAUUGCAUAUGGUCUGCUUUACCUGUAUAUAUCACUACGGCCUUCUGCGGAGUUCUUCGGUGCCUUGCGGCUCCUGAAUUUCCCGAAUCGUAACAAUGUUUUAAAAUUCAAACGUCAUUAGUUUUCCUUUAUGAUUUUGUGGUUUAAGAACAUCAGUUUAUUUUGGUCAUUGACAUUCAAGUUGUGGAUCAGGUUUUAUUUUCA